Engraulis encrasicolus (European anchovy) is the source of this 2926-nucleotide messenger RNA. It is a transcript of the gene fbxo11a, whose product is annotated as F-box protein 11a. Gene Ontology annotation, biological process: ubiquitin-dependent protein catabolic process; regulation of apoptotic process. The record is from RefSeq and is a predicted model, not a curated record. The coding region runs from base 213 to 2855 and encodes 880 amino acids. The transcript is spliced from 22 exons. NCBI's taxonomy places the organism in Eukaryota, Metazoa, Chordata, Actinopteri, Clupeiformes, Engraulidae. Gene Ontology annotation, molecular function: zinc ion binding; protein binding.
UCAGAGUAAAUGGCUCCUCCUGUAAUGCUACGAUUGGGUUGAGCGGAGUGUUACGGGGGUAGUGUUAGGAAAACACUUUGGUUAAAUCUUCCUCAAAUUUACCGGGCGGUUUAUUGCAAUGAUACACAUUUUCUAACCUUCACGUAGCGUGUUUGACUCGGUCUUGAUCGUCGGGAAGGGUUCUGUUUUCUUACAAAUUCCAAAAACCUCAAAUGAACUCCGUCAGAGCUACCAACCGAAGACCCAGGCGAGUCUCGAGGCCGCGCCCGGCGCAGCCGGAAAGGAACAACCAGGAAAGAGAUGAAGAGGGCCCUGCAGAGAUGGUGGCAGAAGAGUCUGGCAACCCGGGAGCUCCAAACAGUCCCUACCAGCUACGCAAGAAGCUGCUACCCAAGAGAACAGCCUGCCCAGCCAGCAAGACCAGCAUGGAGGGUGCGUCGACUUCAGCUACAGAGAACUUUGGCCACAGAGCCAAGCGAGCCAGAGUAUCUGGCAAACUGCAAGACCUACCAGCGGCCCCGGCAGAGCAGUACCUCCAGGUGAGGCUACCUGACGAGGUGGUCCUGAAGAUCUUCUCCUACCUGCUGGAGCAGGACCUGUGCCGUGCCGCCUGCGUAUGCAAACGCUUCACUGAGCUCGCCAAUGACCCCAUCCUAUGGAAGAGGCUAUACAUGGACGUGUUUGAGUACACGCGUCCCAUGAUGCACCCUGAGUCUGGAAAGUUCUACCAGAUCAACCCUGACGAGUACGAGCAGCCCAACCCCUGGAAGGAGAGCUUUCAGCAGCUGUACAAGGGAGCACACGUCAAACCUGGUUUCGCGGAGCAUUUCUACAGCAACCCUGCGCGAUACAAAGGCAGAGAAAACAUGCUGUAUUACGACACCAUUGAGGACGCGCUGGGUGGCGUGCAGGAGGCCCACUUUGACGGCCUCAUAUUCGUCCACUCCGGCAUCUACACUGACGAGUGGAUAUACAUCGAGUCGCCCAUCACCAUGAUAGGAGCAGCUCCUGGUAAAGUAGCUGAUAAAGUCAUCAUUGAGAACACGAGAGACUCUACAUUUGUGUUCAUGGAGGGCUCGGAAGACGCAUAUGUAGGAUAUAUGACCAUCAAGUUUAACCCUGAUGACAAGUCGGCACAGCACCAUAACGCUCAUCACUGCCUUGAGAUCACGGUCAACUGCAGUCCCAUCAUCGACCACUGCAUCAUCCGCAGCACCUGCACUGUGGGUUCUGCUGUGUGCGUAAGUGGCCAGGGUGCCUGUCCAACCAUCAAACACUGCAACAUCAGCGACUGUGAGAACGUGGGCCUCUACAUAACGGACCAUGCACAGGGCAUCUAUGAAGACAAUGAGAUCUCCAAUAACGCCCUGGCUGGAAUCUGGGUGAAGAACCAUGGCAACCCAAUCAUCAGACGGAACCACAUCCACCAUGGCAGAGAUGUGGGGGUCUUCACCUUUGACCACGGCAUGGGCUACUUUGAGAGCUGCAACAUCCACCGUAACCGGAUAGCAGGUUUCGAGGUGAAGGCCUACGCCAAUCCCACGGUGGUGCGCUGCGAGAUCCACCACGGCCAGACGGGCGGCAUCUACGUGCACGAGAAGGGCCGUGGGCAGUUCAUCGAGAACAAGAUCUAUGCAAACAACUUUGCUGGCGUCUGGAUCACCUCCAACAGCGACCCCACCAUCAGGGGUAAUGCCAUCUUCAAUGGUAACCAAGGCGGCGUUUACAUCUUCGGUGAUGGGCGGGGCCUGAUCGAGAGUAACGACAUCUACGGUAAUGCGCUAGCUGGCAUCCAGAUCCGCACCAACAGCUGCCCCAUCGUACGACACAACAAGAUCCACGAUGGACAGCACGGAGGCAUCUAUGUGCAUGAGAAGGGCCAGGGGGUAAUCGAGGAGAAUGAGGUUUACAGCAACACGCUGGCUGGAGUCUGGGUCACCACCGGCAGCACGCCUGUGCUCAGGAGAAACCGUAUCCACAGCGGCAAACAGGUUGGUGUUUACUUCUAUGACAAUGGCCAUGGAGUCUUGGAGGAUAACGACAUCUAUAAUCACAUGUACUCUGGCGUUCAAAUCAGAACCGGCAGUAACCCCAAAAUCAGGCGGAACAAGAUCUGGGGUGGCCAGAACGGAGGCAUUCUCGUCUACAACUCCGGGUUGGGUUUCAUCGAAGACAAUGAAAUCUUCGAUAACGCCAUGGCUGGGGUGUGGAUUAAGACGGACAGUAACCCCACGCUACGGAGGAAUAAAAUCCACGACGGCAGAGAUGGAGGAAUUUGCAUCUUCAACGGAGGAAGAGGUCUCCUAGAGGAGAACGACAUCUUCCGGAACGCCCAGGCAGGAGUCCUCAUCAGCACCAACAGCCACCCAGUGCUGCGGAAAAAUAGAAUAUUUGACGGCUUCGCUGCAGGUAUUGAGAUCACAAAUCAUGCCACAGCGACAUUAGAGGGCAAUCAGAUCUUUAACAACCGCUUUGGAGGAUUGUUUCUAGCGUCUGGCGUUAACGUUACUAUGAAAGAUAAUAAAAUCAUGAACAAUCAAGAUGCGAUUGAGAAGGCCGUGAGCAGAGGACAGUGCUUGUACAAGAUCUCCAGUUAUACCAGUUAUCCAAUGCACGACUUUUACAGGUGUCACACUUGUAACACAACAGACCGCAACGCCAUCUGUGUCAACUGCAUCAAGAAGUGUCACCAAGGGCAUGACGUUGAGUUCAUUAGGCACGAUAGGUUUUUCUGUGACUGUGGUGCGGGGACGUUGUCGAACCCAUGCACUCUGGCAGGGGAGCCCACGCACGACACGGACACUCUCUACGACUCGGCCCCCCCUAUAGAGUCCAACACGCUGCAGCACAACUGAGGCCUGGGAACCCUCUCCCCCUUUGCUCCCCACGUUCCUCACUCCAAGACUGUAUCCACCCCUCAACAACA